This is a messenger RNA of Harpegnathos saltator (Jerdon's jumping ant), 750 nucleotides long. RefSeq lists its product as uncharacterized. Gene Ontology annotation, molecular function: nucleic acid binding. Gene Ontology annotation, biological process: DNA integration. The coding region runs from base 1 to 750 and encodes 249 amino acids. The record is from RefSeq and is a predicted model, not a curated record. The transcript has 4 exons. Lineage: Eukaryota; Metazoa; Arthropoda; Insecta; Hymenoptera; Formicidae.
AUGCUGCAAGUAGGAGCAACGAAGCUUGAAUGCUUCGCCAGUCUCAACACCACCGUCAUAGUGCGCGGAUACGAUGAUCUUUGGCAAGCUGACUUGGUAGAGAUGCGUCCUUACUCGCGAUUCAAUAGAGGCUACCACUAUAUACUCACUAUUAUCGAUGUGUUGAGCAAAUAUGCGUGGGCUGUACCGAUGAAGAGCAAGAGCGGUAAAGAAGCAGUGGCAGUGUUCGCCAGGAUAUUUCAAGAAUCUGGAAGAUGUCCGAAAAAUUUGCAAACGGACCAGGGAAAAGAAUUUUAUAAUGCGGAUCUGCAGAAAUUCCUUAAAAACACGAACGACAUGUGGAAAAUGUUUACGUUGAAUGGAACAUACAAAUGGAUCGACUCGUUACCACACCUUAUCAUGGAGUACAACACACGGAAACAUCGAACUAUCGGCAUGCGUCCUAUCGAUGUGACACCCGAAAUCGCUGAUAAGCUCCUACACACAGUCUACAACAACGUAAAGAUCGCUGCGCCUGCGAGAUUCAAAGUGGGUGAUCUGAUAACUAAUCCAGCGACCUAUCUGCUCGAGGAUUCUCGCGGAAAGUCUAUUGCCGGAGGAUUUUACGAAUACGAACUGCAUCGCGCUGCUAAUCCUGACGUUUAUCUCGUGGAAAAGGUGUUGCAAAAAAGCGGCGACAAGGUUUUAGUGAAAUGGUUGGGGUUUGAUAAUUCGCACAACUCUUGGAUACACAAAGAAAAUGUAUUGUAA